Messenger RNA from Sinocyclocheilus anshuiensis, 943 nucleotides. RefSeq names its product DNA repair protein XRCC2-like. The record is from RefSeq and is a predicted model, not a curated record. NCBI's taxonomy places the organism in Eukaryota, Metazoa, Chordata, Actinopteri, Cypriniformes, Cyprinidae. The transcript has 3 exons. Gene Ontology annotation, cellular component: centrosome; replication fork; Rad51B-Rad51C-Rad51D-XRCC2 complex. The coding region runs from base 1 to 849 and encodes 282 amino acids. Gene Ontology annotation, molecular function: four-way junction DNA binding; ATP-dependent DNA damage sensor activity; ATP binding. Gene Ontology annotation, biological process: double-strand break repair via homologous recombination; DNA strand invasion.
AUGGCUCAGAAUGGUGCACAGUUGGUAAGCAGACUUGAAGGGCGAAAGUCUUUGAGGGACAUUGAACCCAAUAUAUUUCCUGUCGACGGUGGUCCAGGUCAAGGUGACGUCGUGGAGUUUCAUGGCUUGGAGGGCACAGGUAAGACGGAAACCUUGUACCACCUCAUCAGCCGCUGCAUCAUGCCAGUCCAGAGUGGAGGUCUGGAGGUGGCGGUGGUCUGCAUUGACACGGACUACCACUUUGACAUGCUGCGCUUAGUGAGCGUUCUGGAGGGACGUUUGGCCAAAGACUCUAAGGUGGGUGAAGGCUCUGAAAAUGAAUCUGAGGAGAGGGUACGUUUAUGUCUGCACAGGCUGUCUGUAGUACACUGCAACUGCUCAGUACAGCUCCUCCUAACCCUGCACUACCUGUUAAACACUUUCUCCAGCCAGCCCUCCCUCGGCCUGCUGGUCAUCGACAGCAUCUCUUCCUUCUACUGGGGGGACAGAUUCAAUGGUGGUGAAAGCACUGUUUGUCAGGAGGCUAACCUGAGAAAGUGUGCCGAGUUGCUGGAUAGACUCCGCAGAAACUAUGGCAUUGUGAUUUUCGCCACCACUCAUGCCAUAAUGAGGAACUAUGGAUCUGAUCCAGGGGUGUCAGAAGUGCCCGGCCCCUUAUCAACAUCAUCUCGCAGGUGGAGGUCAGCUGGUAGUGCUACAGACUUUGACAAGCCCUACCUGUGCAAAGCAUGGCAGAGAAUAGUAACUCACAGGAUGCUGUUCACUAAGAGUCCUGUGUCAAAGGACCACAAGCAGGUUUUCUCCACAGCAUGUACCAGCAUAAUGAUCAAAGGUGUCAAAAGAUGCUAAUUUCAUGUCAUGGAGGAUGGUAUUAAAUUUGUAUGUGACAAGUGAGCAUGUACUGAAAUUCUCAGCACAGGACAUAUUUGCUUUUGGGUUGUCA